AUGAAAACAGUGUAGAGUCAUUAUAGUUAAUUCUCUGAAACUGAAUUGGUGUCCUGUGGAUUUGAUGAAUUCAGAAUAUGGGAUAAAUAUAUAUAAUCAGUUGCUAAUAAAGGGUAUAAAAUACAUUUAAUAAAUGAUCAAAAAUUGUCUUUGGGUAACUAUGGAUGUAGAUAUUGAUGAAGUUUUAGUAUUUGAAUUAUAGAGUGGAGUUUUAAAUAAAAUACUAAUAAAACUAUCAAAUUAACUAAAAAUAAUAAAAGUGAGGAUGAUAUGAAUUUUCAAAUCUUACAUAAUUAAGAAAAAAAUGUAUUAUUGAUAAGAUAUAAAUAUCAUAUCUAUUUGUUUAGAUAAUUAGUCGAUGGUAUACUUAAGGUUGAUAAAUUAUUAAAUUGUUAGAUUAAAUAGAUUUUUCGAAAUAUAACUCACAAUGGAGAGUAUUUAGUAUUUUGGAUCUGA
Molecule: messenger RNA, 456 nt
Organism: Paramecium octaurelia
Lineage: Eukaryota; Ciliophora; Oligohymenophorea; Peniculida; Parameciidae
Source: the annotation of a GenBank genome assembly